This is a messenger RNA of Hibiscus syriacus, 591 nucleotides long. RefSeq names its product CMP-sialic acid transporter 3-like. Gene Ontology annotation, molecular function: pyrimidine nucleotide-sugar transmembrane transporter activity. The record is from RefSeq and is a predicted model, not a curated record. The coding region runs from base 1 to 591 and encodes 196 amino acids. The transcript has 8 exons. Lineage: Eukaryota; Viridiplantae; Streptophyta; Magnoliopsida; Malvales; Malvaceae. Gene Ontology annotation, cellular component: Golgi membrane. Gene Ontology annotation, biological process: pyrimidine nucleotide-sugar transmembrane transport.
AUGAAUCUGGGAUUUCUUUGCCCUAUAUUAGUUUAUAUAUCAAAGGUGAAUGGUGGUUUCGAGUUUAGUCCCAUUAGCGUUAACUUUCUUACUGAGUUGGCUAAAGUUAUUUUCGCCAUUAUUAUGCUCUUGUUCCAGGCUCGGAAUAAGAAAGUUGGGGAGAAAUCUCUCCUCUCAAUUUCUUCGUUAGUGCAGGCUGCUCGAAAUAAUGCACUUCUUGCAGUUUCAACUCUACUUUACGCUAUUAACAAUUACCUAAAGUUCAUCAUGCAGCUUUAUUUCAAUCCUGCUACUGUGAAGAUGCUUAGUAACCUAAAGGUUUUGGUAAUAGCUAUCUUGUUAAAGAUGAUCAUGAAGCGGCGGUUUUCUAUUAUUCAAUGGGAGGCUUUUGCCUUGUUGCUCAUUGGAAUUAUCAUAAACCAGUUGCGGUCUUUUCCAGAGGGUACAACUUCACUUGGUGUUCCGAUUGCAACAGGCGCAUACUUGUACACUCUUAUAUUUGUUUGGCAACAUUGUCGAUUUGCACAUAUCUGUGGCUUUUAUCCAGAUGCUCAAAGCUCUAAGUAUGUGGAAACAAAGUGCAUUAUUUGA